Cebus imitator (Panamanian white-faced capuchin) is the source of this 3783-nucleotide messenger RNA. RefSeq names its product nudE neurodevelopment protein 1 like 1 (gene NDEL1). Gene Ontology annotation, molecular function: microtubule binding. The transcript is spliced from 11 exons. The coding region runs from base 287 to 1528 and encodes 413 amino acids. Gene Ontology annotation, cellular component: kinesin complex; kinetochore; centrosome. The record is from RefSeq and is a predicted model, not a curated record. NCBI's taxonomy places the organism in Eukaryota, Metazoa, Chordata, Mammalia, Primates, Cebidae. Gene Ontology annotation, biological process: establishment of mitotic spindle orientation; microtubule nucleation; mitotic centrosome separation.
CUCCGUGCGUCACAGAAUGGCCUCGGACACCCAGGCAGCUCCUGACGUGUCGGGGAGGAGCCGGGCGCGGAGGUGCGCGGAGUGGAGCUCGGGGCUGCGGAGGGGAGCCGAGCUGAGCGGCUGGGCGGGCCUGGCCAGGCCAGCGUAGCGGAGUCGUCGGUCGAGCGGCGGCGAACAUGUGCUUUUGACACAUUGGAGAACACUCUUCCUAUUUCUUUUGAACUGCAUCACCUGGUGGUUGCAACUGAUUAUGUUAUCGCCAUUUGGAUAGAGACAUUCAGCUGGGAUGGGGGUAAUUAAUUUAUACAACCAACUGGCUUUCUUGAUCAUGGAUGGUGAAGAUAUACCAGAUUUUUCAAGUUUAAAGGAGGAAACUGCUUAUUGGAAGGAACUUUCCUUGAAGUAUAAGCAAAGCUUCCAGGAAGCUCGGGAUGAGCUAGUUGAAUUCCAGGAAGGAAGCAGAGAAUUAGAAGCAGAGUUGGAGGCACAAUUAGUACAGGCUGAACAAAGGAAUAGAGACUUGCAGGCUGAUAACCAAAGACUGAAAUAUGAAGUGGAGGCAUUAAAGGAGAAGCUAGAACAUCAGUAUGCACAGAGCUACAAGCAGGUCUCAGUGUUAGAAGAUGAUUUAAGUCAGACUCGAGCCAUUAAGGAGCAAUUGCAUAAGUAUGUGAGAGAGCUGGAGCAGGCCAAUGACGACCUGGAGCGAGCCAAAAGGGCAACAAUAGUUUCACUGGAAGACUUUGAACAGAGGCUAAAUCAGGCCAUUGAACGAAAUGCGUUUUUAGAAAGUGAACUUGAUGAAAAGGAAUCUUUGUUGGUCUCUGUACAGAGGUUAAAGGAUGAAGCAAGAGAUUUAAGGCAAGAACUAGCAGUUCGAAAAAGACAACAGGAAGUAACUAGAAAGUCGGCUCCUAGCUCUCCAACUCUAGACUGUGAAAAGAUGGACUCUGCUGUCCAAGCGUCACUCUCUUUGCCAGCUACCCCUGUUGGCAAAGGAACGGAGAACACUUUUCCUUCACCAAAAGCUAUACCAAAUGGUUUUGGUACCAGUCCACUAACUCCUUCUGCUAGGAUAUCAGCACUGAACAUCGUGGGGGAUCUCUUACGCAAAGUGGGGGCUUUAGAAUCCAAAUUAGCAGCUUGCAGGAAUUUUGCAAAGGACCAAGCAUCACGAAAAUCCUAUAUUUCAGGGAACGUUAACUGUGGGGUGCUGAAUGGCAAUGGCACAAAGUUCUCUCGAUCAGGGCAUACAUCGUUCUUCGACAAAGGGCAAGAAAAAGUCAUAUUUCCCACGUUGUUCAUGGUCCUGCGUUGUCCACUGGGACAUUGCCCUGGGGCUCUCUGCUGCUCCCUGAAACUGAGUAUGUUGAAUAUCGAGUCUCUUCUCUUGGUAAUCUUUUUCUUGGGCACAACUUUGCAGGUCCCGAAGGGAUCUCACCAGACCUAUCAUCCCACCUAUAAGGCCAGCUUUCUUCUCUGUUCUUUAACUUUCCACUUCUUGACUCACAAGAGAGGUGCUAGGUGAGACCCUGGUGGAUUGUCGUUCUCUCUGUUCCACCCACCUUCACAUGAAGCACUCAUUUCUGUCCACACAGAAAUCUACCAGUUCUCUCUUUAUAGCCUGGGCUGUAACACUUGCUUUUCCCAUCAGAGCCGAGCUGCCUUGGGAGUGCUGAAGUGGUUGCUUGCUGAGGGCUGCUGGGUGCCUAUGACCGGGAGACUAGGAAAGGGUGCUGGCCUGGGCAUCUGGAGGCAGCUGGGCCUGACUUCCCCAUCGACUGCUCACUAGGCAAGCUGAGGUUAAUGGCUGGACCUUCUCUUGCUUUGGUUUCCUUGGCAGUGUAAUAGUGGGAUGAACCUCAUGUUCCUUAAAGGUCCACGUCACUUGAAAAUUCCAGAAUCUCAGCCCCCAGCCUCCUCGAGGAGCCAUCUCCUAGUUGCUGCUUUUGCACACCUCUCUGGCCCAGGUGCCAAAUUCAUCCCGGCAUCCACUGUGCUCCCUUUCUACUGGGUUCGGGGGGCUGUCUGCAGUCCAAGUUUGGGGGCUGCCACUGUGGUCUGUGAGGCUGGGACUCUGAGGUUCACAUGCUGAAAGCUGCGGUCAUUUGUGGGGCCUGCCUGGUUAUCCCUGAAGUUUCUAGGAGAAGCAGGUGUCAGGGACUCUGGGACUAGCCAGACAGAUGGAACCUAUUAUAUGAAGGGCUACUGUGGCAAACAGGAUGUGGUCUUGACCCCAGAAGAGGCACAGGCAUGUGACCUUGGGAGAAUGGGAAAGCAUGGUUUAAACUGUCAAAUGUGUUGGUCAAAAAUCAGACCUCUCCCAACCCAACGAGGAAAGGGGAGAUCUGGCUGUUUGUCCUGGAAGGAGGACGGUGUACACCAGGGAGAAAUGACAUUUGGCAGAGCCUGUGCUAUGGCUCUCAGUCUCUGUAUGCGUGGUUGGAAUUGAAACUCCAGUUGUGUACUCUGAGUUUCUUUAGAUAUCAACUUUGUUUCUUCCAAGUAGGCAGGGACUGAUAAGUCUCUGCAAGCCUGUUUCUCUGUGAGGUUAUCCUCACCUUGUCCAUGUAUGAAACAGCUGUCUCUGCAGGGAGUGUGUGUCGGUACUUUUUUUUGUUGUUGUUAAAGAGGGCCUCUCUCCAUGAGUCUGUAUUCAGCUCCCUGGACCCCUUUGAUGAGUAGGUGGGAGCAGUAGUGGGCAGAUGGGGUGCAGUGUGGCCCCUCGUUGUAGUUGGCUGUGUCUCCCUAAUUGCUAGUGGGACAAGUUUUCCUAGGAAGCUUUUCAAGGUGGAAAGGCUGAAGUGGCUCCUGAGGGAGGUUCCAGGCUGCACACUCCCUCCCUCUCUUGCUGCUUUCUGUGGCUGCACUGCACGGGGGCAAAGGGGGGCGCUGGGGAGCUCCCUGCAUCGCUGGGCUCCGGAUGCUGGGUCCUGGCUGCAGGCUAGUGGGUUGGGCUGGGCUGGGCUGCCUGCACACGAGUCUGCAUUGAAAAGCCUACUCAUCUGGCGUUGCCUGCUAAAUAAUUUUUAGAAGUUAUUUUUCUCCACCUUAUUAAGAUACUCCUGUGUUAAUACAUUGUAGGAGAUUUGGAAAAUGAUUAAAAAAGGAUAAAGUAAACAAAAUUCACAACCCAGAGGGAAGAAAAAUAAUGAUUCUUAGAUUUUUUUCUAUGAUAUAUAUGAUUCUAUGUACAUAUAUGUGUGUGCAUAUAUGUGUGUGCAUAUAUAAUGUGUGUAUAUAUACAUUCAUGUAUACACAUGUCCCUUCCUGCAUUGUAGAUUUAGCUACAUAGAUAGUAAUGUCUAAGGGACUAUAGUCUAGAAUCUAGAAUAUUUACUGUUUGCUUUUUUUUCUUUUGUAUUAUUGAAUAUACACAGUUUGGUAACCUCCUUUUUCCACUUAGUGUUACAUUCUGAAUAUUUUCCCAUGCUAUUAAAAAACUUGUGGAAUGCGUUUUUAAUGGCUGUGUGAUAUCUUAUUGUUUAGUUGUACCAUUAUUUAACUAGCUCCCCCUUGCCAGGCAUUUGGAGCUGCUCUCUGGGGAAAGAAUCAGGACUGUGGCUUCAGUGGCCGGUGUGCGGAAGUUGCCAAGAAGGGCCAUGUGGUCCUGGUUCCCCUGCAUUCCCGAGGCUCAGCUCUCUCCAGGCAGCCAGUCCCCCUGGGCCAUCAGAACCCUACUGUGGGCGAGGAGGAGUUUUAGAAAGCAAAUGAAUUUCCUAUUGUGUGUGAGUGAUUGUAAAUGACGGUUUUUCUUUUCCCCUUUCUUCCCUUUCUGUGAUC